Molecule: messenger RNA, 2923 nt
Organism: Portunus trituberculatus (swimming crab)
Lineage: Eukaryota; Metazoa; Arthropoda; Malacostraca; Decapoda; Portunidae
Product: gonadotropin-releasing hormone receptor-like
Exons: 9
Coding region: 851-2749 (632 amino acids)
Biological process (GO): neuropeptide signaling pathway
Cellular component (GO): membrane
Molecular function (GO): corazonin receptor activity
Source: RefSeq, a predicted model, not a curated record
AGUGUCUCUCACGGCACGGAUCGCGCCGGACGCCGUGUAACAGGAAGCACAACAGCCAACUGAUACCCCUUAAUUAAGACUAAGUCGUUUAUUGUGUGCCCGAGGUGAAAAGCGACCACCGAACACUUCAGCGAGGCAGCUUCAAGACACCGCGGCGGGCAAGGAUGAGAAGAUGAUGAGAUAUAUGACUGCUGAGAUUACAGUGGAAACAAAACAAUCCACGAGAAAGGAACCAAAAAGCCACUAAUGAAUUUUAUUAGAUAAAAAAUCAGGAAAAAGAUGAAAUAAAUAAACAUUGCAUAAAUUUACCUGCCACGAAGAAAAAUUAAAAAGUAAAGCAAAACAGCAAAGGAGCAAUCUAUGAAAUUAAGAUAUACUUGACAAAUCUCUCUCUCUCUCUCUCUCUCUCUCUCUCUCUCUCUCUUUCGGUGUAAAAAAUACCUCACACUCCUCUGUACUGUACUCAGAGGAGGUGUUGAGUUCUAAAGAAGAAAGAAGAUCAGCGGCGAGAAGUGAACAUGAGUGGCAAUGAACGACGCUCCGGAGGGACAAACACGUGAAGUGGGAAGAAAAUGGGAGAGAAAUCAUGAAAUAUGAGAAAACACGCUUACGAAGAUUAAGUAAAAUAAAAUUUGUAGAGAACUAGUAAUACGAAGCAAAGACAUCUAAUGAAUGGUGAUGGAGAAAGCGUCUGUACGCAGUACUCUCAUUUGGAAAGACAGGAAGGGAGGAAAGACACACUAAGACAAUGAACUGUGUGGCAGAGUGAGCUGUAAGGUGAUGUGUGUGCUGGGAGGAGGCCACACGGGGCCCACGGACGGCCGCUGACCGAGACAAGAACAUUCGCGGCAUGGUGGAGGGACUCUCGUCCACGGAGACACUGAGGGAGGCGCGGGAGGAGGCGGGGACUGAUGGCGUGGAGGCAUGGGAGGUUUGGAGCACGCUGUCCUCCCCAAAGCUAACGGAGGAGUUAGAUUUGGAAGAAAGUUUCCUGUUGGGACUGAACCUGACAGAGGCCGCGGCGGUAGCAGCGGGCGGGGUGAGUGUGCUGGCAGAGGAGCAGUGCGAUGCCCUCCGCCGGCUCAACCAUUCGCUGCCCAACACCACCGCAUGCCUGGGUCACGCGCCGCAGUUCACUCCGGAGUCCCAGGUGCGGACCAUUGUGCUGGCCGUGAUGGCGGUGCUCUCCUUGGUGGGCAACACGGCAACCAUCGUCAGCAUAGCGAGGGAGAAGAGACGCUCUCGCUCCACUGUGUAUACGCUUAUCCACCACCUGUCCGUAGCUGACCUCUUCGUUACCUUCGCCUGUCUCACCACCGAGGCCGUGUGGACCUUCACAGUGCAGUGGUUCGCUGGGAACUUUCUCUGCAAGUUCAUAAAGUACAUGCAGAUGUUCAGUCUAUACCUGUCCACCUUCAUUUUGGUGUUGAUUGGCGUUGACAGGUUCACGGCAGUGCGCUAUCCAAUGCGCCGCUCAGACACCCAGCGGCACUGCAGCUACAGCAUCAUCUUCGUGUGGGUGCUGAGCGGCAUUCUCAGUAUCCCGCAGGUGCUGGUGUUCCAUGUGGUGCGCGGUCCCUUCAUUGAGGACUUCUACCAGUGCGUCACGUACGGCCUCUAUUCGCCGGCGUGGUUGGAGAAACUGUAUGCGGUGUUCAGUCUUGUCUGUAUGUUUGUGCUGCCCUUGCUCAUCCUCCUCCUCACUUACAUCUCAACCUUCGUCACACUGCAUAAGAGCGAGAAAGUGUUCCGCAGUGAGCGCACCACCUUGGGGAACACCUGCCCGGAGUUCAACAGGCGGCGGCUCCUGAGGAAGGCCAAGAUGCGCGCCCUCCGUAUCUCCGUGGUCAUCGUGCUGGCCUUCGUCAUCUGCUGGACUCCCUACUACAUGAUGAUGAUUAUCUUCCUCUUCACCACCGUGGAGGACAAUGUGGCAGCGGAACUACAAUCGGGCAUAUUUUUCUUCGGGAUGUCCAACAGUCUCGUCAACCCGAUCAUUUACGGCGCCUUCCACCUGUGUCACUGCCACAAACGGAGGACGUCUUUCAACCUUAUAGUAAUCAACAGAACGGGCUCCAACCUGCAGUACCGGGCCAGCACCCGCGCCAGCUCCCGCUUCACCACCUACAGGAGCUCCGGGGCUGACCUCGACACUUCGGUGGUUAACGUGUUUGAGGACGGGCAGGUCCGCUACUCGUUCCGGCGACGCUCCAGCCGCCAGAAGAGCAUCUUGGCAGCGUCCACAAGGAGGCCGCACGAAGAAGGAGGCGGACGCGACCAAUUCUUGAGACCCUCUGUGCGGUACGGCAGGAGGCUCAAACCGGUGGGAAGAACGCACGCUGGGUCAUACGAUCCCUCCCCCACCAGCCUCUCCCCUCUGGCUUGCCUUGGGGAGAAGCGCGAGAACGAUGACGAGGAGGACGACGACGAGGAGAGGGAGGAGACACUGUCCGCGGGGAGUAUGGAGGAGGAGAGGAAAAGGAAACGCAAGCAUCACAUCCUUGAGGUAAGCAGCAACGGCAGGAAGGCGGCAGACGACUCCUGGUCUCCCAACGACAGCCCCAAACAAAGGAAUAAGCGUGCUCUUCCUCAAAUCACACGGUCAGUCACAAGGUCACGCCAGUCCUUGCCGCACGAGGAUGGCAUUCUGGUCACCACGUCACUCAAGGACCUCCAGUCACACCAAUACAACGGAAUCUCUCUCCUCCAGACACCAGGCAACAACUGCGAGUUAGACACACAGCUCUAAGGACGAGGAAAAAGAAGAAAAGGAGGACUGCAGGGAACACUCACCAAAGAACACCUAUGACAAACAAGGCUUUUUGUUCGCUUUGAGCAUCUAGAGAGAGAGAGGAAGAGGAGGAGGAGAUAUAAAGGGAGGAAAAAUGGGACAAAAAGAAGUGGAAAAUUAGGAGGAGGAGGA